ACCCAUUUCAAUUGCAUGUCCCCUCCCAUUCCUUUCCACACCCUCCUCCUCCCACCUCUCCUCUCUUUUCUCUCCUCAACCCACAAGAAAUAGUAAACAUCCCCCACACCCACAACAUAUAAACACACCUCUCAUGGCAGUUGAAGCCCACCAUCUUCACCUCUUCCCCUCCCGACUCCUUAGAAACAGGGAAAUCACCAACGCUGUGGAGAACCAAUCCAGCAUCUACAACACCCAAAUGAGCUUCGUUGCGCCGGUCUCCGGCACCACCGGCUCCUUCAUCCCCUUCUACAAUCCCACCACCCCCACCGCCGCCUCAGAAAGCAGUCUCACCUUCAACAACCUGGCUGCCACCGCCGUGGCGUCGCUCCCUAAGAAGAGAUCGCGAGACUCCGACCGCCCGCUCUCCUUCCUCGGUGAAGACAUCUCCUCCCACGUCCAGCAGCAGAUGGUCGACAUCGAUGGGCUCAUCGUUCAUCACGUAGAGAAGGUGAGACUCGAGCUGAUGGAGCGGCGAAAGCGUUUCGCAAGGCAAGUCCUCGCGGCAGUCGAGGAGAGAGUAUCGAAACGGCUCAAGGCUAAGGAAGAGGAGAUCGAGAGGCUUGGCAAGCUCAACUGGGCGCUAGAGGAUCGCAUCAAUAGCCUGUGCGUGGAGAACCAGAUAUGGAGGGAUUUGGCUCAGAACAACGAGGCCACCGCGAACGUUCUCCGGAUCAACUUGGAGCAUGUCCUCGCAGCCCAGGCGAAGGUCAAGGAGGAUCGCACUGGCGAGGGCGAGGCGGCCGACGCCGAGUCAUGCUGCUGCGGCGAGAACCAAGAAGAGGAGAUAAAGCUGACGAACCGAUGGAUGAGAGCCUGCCGGAACUGCCGAGAAAGCGAGCCCUCGGUGCUGCUGCUGCCGUGCCGGCAUCUCUGCCUGUGCUCGGCCUGCGCUCCGGCGAUCGACGCCUGUCCCAUCUGUAAAUGCAGUAAGAGCGGCAGUGUCAAUGUAAACAUGUCCUGAAUCCGAGAAGAAUAAACAGAUAGCAUGCUCAGAUCAUACAGAAUUUUUAGUCUGCGUUUUCGAA
This is a messenger RNA of Phoenix dactylifera (date palm), 1067 nucleotides long. Its product is annotated as putative BOI-related E3 ubiquitin-protein ligase 3. NCBI's taxonomy places the organism in Eukaryota, Viridiplantae, Streptophyta, Magnoliopsida, Arecales, Arecaceae. Gene Ontology annotation, biological process: regulation of programmed cell death. Gene Ontology annotation, molecular function: ubiquitin-protein transferase activity. The record is from RefSeq and is a predicted model, not a curated record.